AUGAGAAUUUUUCUCUUUCUUUCUUUCUUUCUUUCUUUCUUUCUUUCUUUCUUUCUUUCUUUUCCUUUUUUCUUCAUAGACCACCUUUUCAUUCGCCUUUCCUUUUACUCAUUUCUCAAAACUUCAUUGUUUGUUUGUUUGUUUGUUUGUUUGUUUCUUUCUUUCUUUCUUCAUUGGCUGAAUUUGUCUCUUUCUUUCUUCCUUUCUUUCUUCCUUUCUUUCUUCCUUUCUUUCUUUCUUUCUUCCUUUCAUUCUUCCUUUCUUUCAUACUUUCUUUCUUUCUUUCUUUCUUUAACAUUAAACAUCUAUCUAUCUAUCUAUCUAUCUUCAUUUCCUCUCUCUUUUAUUAAUCCCAUUAUUUUCUCUUACUACCAAACUAUUUUCUUUUUCAUUGGAUUUUUAUUUCUUUUUAUGCUAUUUAAACACCUUUCUUUCUUUCUUUCUUUCUUUCUUUCUUUCUUUCUUUCUUUCUUUCUUCAUUGGCUGGAUUUUUCUCUUCUUUCUUUCUUUCUUUCUUCAUUGGCUGAAUCUUUCUCUUCUUUCUUUCUUUCUUUCUUUUUAGAACAGUUCUUCAUGUCCUCAUUCCAAGCUCUUUUCUAUCACUAUUCACGCCAAUGUUAG
Molecule: messenger RNA, 621 nt
Organism: Acanthosepion pharaonis
Lineage: Eukaryota; Metazoa; Mollusca; Cephalopoda; Sepiida; Sepiidae
Source: the annotation of a GenBank genome assembly